Spodoptera littoralis (African cotton leafworm) is the source of this 381-nucleotide messenger RNA. NCBI's taxonomy places the organism in Eukaryota, Metazoa, Arthropoda, Insecta, Lepidoptera, Noctuidae. The record is from the annotation of a GenBank genome assembly.
AUGAUCGCUAGAGUAACAGUAAUCCUUUGUGCGUUGGCGCUGGCCUCCGCGGGAAUAGUCCAGCUUGGACACGGUUACGCCGGGGAAGCUUAUGGACACGAAGCGGUGCGUACGCACCCGUCCCACUACGGAGGACACGAGGAUACGCAUGUAGACUACCAUGCCCACCCUAAAUACGACUACUCUUACUCGGUAUCCGACCCACACACUGGUGACCACAAGACCCAACACGAGGUCCGUGAUGGUGAUGUAGUGAAGGGAGAAUACUCCCUGCUGCAACCCGACGGUUCCUUCAGGAAGGUCACCUACACCGCUGAUGACCACAACGGUUUCAACGCGGUCGUCCACAACACUGCGCCUGCGCACCACGAGUACCACUAG